AUGUCUGACUUUAGUCGGUUCCAUGAGGGAGUCCCUUACCCAUUUGUGGGGGAGCGGACAACUGUCCAAGAUGAAAGAGCUGCUAUGUAUCUGACACGCAACUCUCUUGGUGGAAAUCAGCGUGAGAUGAGUGCUGGCCGGCUUGCCAUGAGCUCUCCGUUCUCCGGUAAUGUGCGAGAUGACAUUACUGUACAGGUAGCUUUCUUCAACGAGGGCUAG
Penicillium antarcticum is the source of this 219-nucleotide messenger RNA. RefSeq lists its product as uncharacterized. The record is from RefSeq and is a predicted model, not a curated record. The coding region runs from base 1 to 219 and encodes 72 amino acids. Lineage: Eukaryota; Fungi; Ascomycota; Eurotiomycetes; Eurotiales; Aspergillaceae. The transcript has a single exon.